Molecule: messenger RNA, 2276 nt
Organism: Dermochelys coriacea (leatherback sea turtle)
Lineage: Eukaryota; Metazoa; Chordata; Testudines; Dermochelyidae
Gene: OSR1
Product: odd-skipped related transcription factor 1
Exons: 4
Coding region: 468-1250 (260 amino acids)
Biological process (GO): regulation of transcription by RNA polymerase II; urogenital system development; embryo development
Cellular component (GO): nucleus
Molecular function (GO): DNA-binding transcription factor activity, RNA polymerase II-specific; RNA polymerase II transcription regulatory region sequence-specific DNA binding
Source: RefSeq, a predicted model, not a curated record
GGAUAGAACAACAAAUAAGCAAGGGGGUUAUGGCCUCGGGAUUAAUUAUAAAGCCCGUUUAACCUCUUUCUUUCAAGGGCUACUUUGCUUUGCCUAAAUUGUCUGACCCUGGAUUCAAACGAGAAUGUUAUGCACACCAUCCUGGGGUAAAACCGCAGCAGAGGGUUAGGGACCUGGCUGUUUUCACACCGUGUGGAAACUCGUUCCAGGGAGUAGCUCUCCAAUGGAGAAUGGAGCGAGUGGAUCGAGGUCAGGCGGGCUGGAUCUGUGAAUUUAGCCUGGGGAGUGGAUCCUGCCAAGGAUGCUGGGAGAAGGCUGGGCCCGGGUUAAAUGGGUCUUAUCCGCGAGUGGAUUCUUCACCGCUCCAAUUUAGCCCCGGAUCUUGUCACUUCUGCCAGCGGUGGAGCACAGAUCGGGAUUAGACACUCGCCUUCCCUGCUCCCAGAUCCUCCUCCCCGGUGGCCACCAUGGGAAGUAAGACUCUGCCGGCCCCCGUGCCCAUUCACCCCUCCCUGCAGCUCACUAACUACUCCUUCCUCCAAGCGUUCAACGGGCUGCCCGCGGUGCCCUCGGACCACCUGCCCAACCUGUACGGCUUUAGCGCCCUGCACGCCGUUCACCUGCACCAUUGGACAUUGGGUUACCCAGCCAUGCAUUUGCCUCGCUCUUCCUUCUCCAAGGUGCCCGGGGUGUCCAGCUUGGUGGACGCCAGGUUCCAGCUGCCUGCCUUCCCUUUGUUCCCACACGUCAUCCAGCCCAAGCAAGAAGCCACCAGCCUGCCCCUCAAAGCCAAACCCCGGUUUGAUUUUGCCAACCUCGCUGUGGCCGCCACCCAAGAGGAUCACUCUAAACUGGGCCAGGCGGACAGCCAGAGCUCGCCUCCGGGGCUCGGCUCCUUGCUCGAGGUAACUAAGCUCUCUCCGGAGAAGAAACCCACCCGGGGGAGGUUACCUUCCAAAACCAAGAAGGAAUUCGUCUGCAAAUUCUGUGGCAGACACUUCACCAAGUCCUAUAACCUUUUGAUUCACGAAAGAACCCACACCGAUGAAAGGCCCUACACAUGUGACAUUUGCCACAAAGCGUUCCGAAGGCAAGAUCACCUGCGGGAUCACAGGUAUAUUCAUUCUAAAGAAAAACCUUUUAAGUGUCAAGAAUGUGGGAAAGGCUUUUGCCAGUCCAGAACUCUAGCUGUCCACAAGACACUGCAUACGCAAGUAAAGGAGCUUAAACCUUCCAAACUUAAAUGCUGAACUCUCCAGCACCCAUGAACUAACUUCCCCUCCAGACUUUAUAUCAAAUUCAGAACAGACACAGACAAAAAAACAAAACAAAAAAAAAAAAACCAAACCAAACCAAAACAAAAAAAAACCCAACAACCCAGGAGGGGAGCACUGAACUUUAUUUUUAAUUAAAAAUAAAAGGUUCCCAAAUCCUGGUUUAAAAUAUUGUUUUGACUUUGAAACACAUAUUAAUAAUAUGGAGAGUGCAAGAGAACUGGCUGUCUUGUGUGGCUUUGAUAAACUUUAUGCCAAAAGGUGGUGCUCACGUAUUGGACAGGAAUCUUCUUCUUUUUUUUUUUAAAGCAAAAACGUAGCUUCCAAAGGUAUUACUUUUUACAUUUUUUUAUUUUAUACUUUUUUUUGACUGUAUAAAGCUUCUUACUUAAACACUUCAGGAAACAAAAAAUUCCAGGAGACAAGAACUGAAACUUUGGCUUCUCGUUACAGCACCAUUGAGACCAGGAGAACAACUUGCGGACUUGUUUGUUUGUUUCUGUUGUUGUUUUCUUUUUAAAAAGAAAUGUUCCAAAGUGACCUAAAUCUCAAGUGAUGAAGUCUGCCAUGCACUAAGAGCCUCAUAUAGAGCUUAGAGCUGCAGUAUCAACACUCCGUGGAGAUCUUGUUUUUGUUUUGUGGUUUAGUGCCUUGGAGGUGGUUUGUAAUUUGUGGACUUAUUUAAAAACACCCAAAGGAAAGAAUAAUGGCAAUAAAUCAAACAGAUGCUAUGCACAACGUGGUUUUAGUGGUACUUUAAAGUCUGUGUGUGUCCCGAUGAGAGAGUAGGCAGGAUAAAUCUCAAUCAGAGAAUUUUAAAGGCUGGCUUUCUGAACAGUGUAUUAAAAAAGUUAAAACUAAGAGACAUUCCAAUAUGUUUUGUUUAUUAAAAAUGUUGUAUGGCUAUUUGGCACUUUAUGCUGAUUAUUGGUAAUUGACAUUUAUCACUGGAUUGUGUUUUUUAAGUAUUAAAAUAAAUUGUUAUUUUACAGGCAAGCCUGA